Molecule: messenger RNA, 1447 nt
Organism: Quercus robur (English oak)
Lineage: Eukaryota; Viridiplantae; Streptophyta; Magnoliopsida; Fagales; Fagaceae
Product: F-box/LRR-repeat protein At2g40920-like
Exons: 1
Coding region: 127-1227 (366 amino acids)
Source: RefSeq, a predicted model, not a curated record
GGAAAAGUAAAAAAGAGAUGUAGGCUUCUCAACCUCAACUCAAUCCAAAACCUAUCCUGCCUCUUGAAUGAGAUAGAGAGAGACUGGCGGCGGCGGCGGCAGCGGCAGCGGCAGCAGCAAGUAGGUAUGUGGUUGAUGCGUUUGAGAAGCGGUUGCAGAUCCUUGCACUUUCGUCAACUAUGCACAUUCAAAUCCGAUAACACCAACCUCCUUAUUUCGGCCAUCAACAAAGACACAUGUCACCAACAAUUUUUCUCCAUCCCAUUAAUCAAACCACUCUCUGUGGGAUCUCCCACCCCACUCUUCUCACUCCCUUCCCAUUCCUUUGGUCUCACCUCUUCCCAAUAUUUCAACAGUUUCUUUCUCCUUCACCACCCUGAAUAUCCCCAUUACAAUGACAUCCAUCUUCUCACCUAUAACCCCACCACUCAACAAUCUCUCACUCUUCCUCUUGAUCCUCCCCUCCCUACAACUACAACUAUUACUUGGGAGGUUAGAACCCAUUUUGGCUUCGACCCUUCAACCAAACUCCACAAAGUCCUCCGUGUUAAAUGGACAGAAUCCAUUCCACAAUCAAUUCCUAGAGUUAUUAAUAUGGUGUGCACGGUUUUGACAAUUGGCAGCAACAUGUCGUGGAGAGAGGUAAAUCAUGUGCCGCCGCCUGUUGAUUCUACCAAGUGUGGUAUUGGUGGGAAAAGUAGUGUUUGUGUUAAUGGUGCAAUACAUUGGUUAACACAGUAUGGGGAUUCCAUUGUGGCUUUUGAUCUCAAAGAUGAGAAUUUUAGACUUAUCCCACUUCCCCAUGACUUCAAAAAAAAAAACUCUGCAUCGUUCCGUUUGGAAUUUGAACGGUUAGUUGAGCUUGAUGGGUGCUUGGCCUUGGUAGCUGACGUAUAUAGCGGAGUUGAGGCUGAUUGCAUGUUGCAGUUGUGGAUACUAAAGGAUUACCACAAUCAUGUGUGGGUUAUGAAGACUAUACUCUUUCCAUUUGAGUGGAGCGACUGUGGUCAACCUGUUCCUAUUGGGACUAUCCCAACGGGGGAGAUAUUGCUAAAGCCGCUUUCUUUGAGUAAGAGCCCUGCGUGGCUGCUUUUCUAUAAUACGGAGGGACAUUGUUUCAAGAAGGUUGAAAUUAUCGGUUUGCCUGAGUGGGUUUAUUCGGGUGGUCCUCAAAAUAUCAGAAGCAUUUCUCUUUAUGGUAGAACCUCAGAACGGGGCAGUUGUUGAACCUUAAACUCAAUUCAAGUUAGUAGUGAAUGUCUUAGAAAUGGGGCAGUAGUUGAACCGCAAAAUCUAUCGAGAUUUGCAAGAGGGCAGGAAGGAAAGAGUAGAGAAUGGUACGUUUUUGUUUGUUUGUAUUUUUUUGUUUUUGUUUUUGUCAAAUGCCUUUCUUUCUAGAUAUUUGAUGCAAUCUGUCAAUUAAAAAAAAAAAGAUGUUUGAUGUCAA